AUUAGAGCCAUUUAAGAGCUUUUUAAUGUCUGGGCGGAUGCUGAAUAAUUGAGGCGAGGCCCCAGCCCUGGCACGGCCAGUUAGUGCGCAGGGAGAUUGCGGAGCAGCUGCGAUUCCUCCUGCACGGCAUCUCGGACACGCCGAUGGAGCCGAGCUGCAGAGCACAGGCAGCUCCGAGAGUCUCUGUGCAGCGCUCCUGCCGCCUCCUGGACAUGGCUUCCAGCCUCCACCAAGGGCCGGCCCUGACAGCCCUGGAGCGGGCACUGCUCUCCACCAUGGCAGUUUUCCACACCUACUCCGGCUGCCGGGGCUCGUUGAGGAAAGUGGAUCUCAAAACGCUGAUCAACCGGGAGCUGCCGCAGUUCGUGCAGGAGAUCCGCGACCCCGAGACCUUGGAGCGGCUCUUCAGGGACCUGGACACCAACGGCGACCUCCAGAUCGACUUCCAGGAAUACGCCACGCUGGUCGCCAUGCUGACCGCGGCCUGCCGCACAUUCUUCGUCCAGAAGAAGGCCGAGUAGAGGGGGGAGGAGGGGUCUGUGUCAUUGCACUCUAUAUGAUUUUAUGAAAAUAUGCUAGUGAGUGUGAAUAUAAUGUAACUGGAAUAUGCUUCAUGCAAAAGGUCUCUUGUAAGGUAUCAUCCCAAAGCUUAUCAUCUACUGAGUGUGGUCAUCCUAUUUGUAUAAAUGUAUCCCUCUUUGUGACCCAGCGGGGGACUUUCUUGUUUUUCCUUAAAGAAAAGGAAGACUUGUGUCACCUUUGAGACUAACCAAUUUAUUUGAGCAUAAGCUUUCGUGAGCUACAGCUCACUUCAUCGAUGAAGUGAGCUGUAGCU
This is a messenger RNA of Chelonia mydas (Green sea turtle), 835 nucleotides long. RefSeq names its product protein S100-B-like. The record is from RefSeq and is a predicted model, not a curated record. Bases 144 to 521 code for a protein of 125 amino acids. The transcript is spliced from 3 exons. NCBI's taxonomy places the organism in Eukaryota, Metazoa, Chordata, Testudines, Cheloniidae. Gene Ontology annotation, biological process: positive regulation of canonical NF-kappaB signal transduction; positive regulation of cell population proliferation. Gene Ontology annotation, cellular component: nucleus; cytoplasm. Gene Ontology annotation, molecular function: transition metal ion binding; RAGE receptor binding; S100 protein binding.